AUGCAUCUUACUUGCAUUUUAGGUAAAGAGGAGGUAAGUAAAAAGGUAGACCAGAAGCUCUACAGAUGUAUGAUUGGUUCACUACUCUACCUAACUGCAUCUAGACCUGAUAUUCUGUUUAGUGUCUGCUUAUGUGCAAGAUUCCAAUCAGAUUCUAGAAAGUCACACUUAAUUGCUGUCAAGAGAAUUCUGAGGUAUCUGAAAGGUACUACUAAUGUUGGACUUUCUUAUAGAAAAUCCAAAGAGUUCAAUUUAGUAGGUUAUUAUGAUGCUGAUUUUGCUGGAGACAGAGUAGAAUGUAAAGGUACACCUGGAAGCUGUCAGUUUCUAGGAAAUAAUCUGGUCUCCUGGUACAUCAAAAAGCAAGCCACAAUUGCACUAUCAACUACAAAAGCAGAAUACGUUGCUGUUGCAGGCUGUAGCACUCAGAUGCUUUGGAUGAAAAGUCAGUUAGAGGAUUAUCACUUCUAUGAGCGUAAGAUUCCUAUUCUCUAUGAUAAUACUUCUGCUAUAUGUCUUUCUAAAGGCCUAUCCUACACUCCAAAGCUAAACACAUAG
Vicia villosa (hairy vetch) is the source of this 558-nucleotide messenger RNA. RefSeq names its product secreted RxLR effector protein 161-like. The transcript has a single exon. The coding region runs from base 1 to 558 and encodes 185 amino acids. Lineage: Eukaryota; Viridiplantae; Streptophyta; Magnoliopsida; Fabales; Fabaceae. The record is from RefSeq and is a predicted model, not a curated record.